This is a messenger RNA of Coregonus sp. 'balchen', 1852 nucleotides long. The record is from the annotation of a GenBank genome assembly. Lineage: Eukaryota; Metazoa; Chordata; Actinopteri; Salmoniformes; Salmonidae.
AUGGCCAGUUCAGAGCUGAAAAUGGACAGCGUUGAUGGAACUGAAAACUUGAAUCAACUGGAGGCCCCUUGUCCUUCUCCGCUGAGCAUCACAACACCCUUGGAUUUCUCCCAGCUCACACCCUCCCAACCGGAUAUCUCCCUCCAGAGCUUCACUCCAUCUUCUAACGUCAAAGGUAAUUCAGACAUUGAAGAAGUUAGCCAAUUCUGUUUAUCAUUCCACUGGGUCCACUGCUCUCUCUGACGUUACCCUGUAGCUAAUCAACUCAUUAUUAUAACCCGAAACACACAUUUUCCUAGGCAAUGUAACGUUAUAUGUUAUAGGUCUACACAGUGUUUUGUCAAGAUAUGCAAUAAAAUGUUAGUUUUCUGAACCAAUAAAUGGUGCUUCUAUUGUCUUUCCCCAGAAAAAUCUCGCCUGGCUCAGCUGAAGGCAAAGCGGAGGUCGAAUGUUGGUGUACGGGGUUCACCAGAGACCAACUCCCUUAUCUGCUACAUAGCCCAACAGAGGAUGAAAACUCCCCCCACAACCACACAGGUGAGAUGUUUGCUCAUGCAUGAUCAUACUCAAAGAUUGUGCAUAAAAAAUACUGUAGGUAGUGUAUUGCAGAUAAAAGUUGCUCUAGGACUGCUUGUGUUAAUCUGAGUUGGAGCUAGCAAUGCUCCUAGCCUAGCCAGAGCCAAUUCAGGCCUAUAAACUGUCUCUCUUGCUACAAUGUAUCUGUCAUUUGUCAAACAGCUUGGUUUGAAACAAUGAAUUAGAAACAAUGUGUUUACCAUGACUUUCUCUUUAUCUCUUCAUAGCCUACCCAAACCAGCUCCUUCUUUCCAAGAGUCCCCUCUACUCUAAAGCAGAAGAUGGCUAUUUUCCAGAGCAUUAUGGCUGUGGAGGAGAAUGAGAAUGAAACGGUGCCAAAACAGAACAAUGGGGGAUGCAUCAAGACAAGAGAUUUUCUGUCUAGUGGUGAGUCUGCUUCAGUGACAAAGGAUAAAUCAUUUAUUAAUCACUUAUUACGUGAACUGAAAUUGGUGCUUUGUCGGAGUAUACUAUUUCAAAGUUUUCAACUAGUUAGAAUUUGAGGGAAAUGUUGAAGUUUUAAUAUAUUUGUUAUACUUCUUUGAGGGCAUGGAGAAACAUCCAGAUACUACAUAUUGCCCCUUAUCUUCUAUAAGGGUUUUCUAUUCUGGGCUGUAGUUGUUGAUGGGUGUUGUCGUAACUCUCAGAUGGGUGGAGCUGUGAUGAUGGCAGUUGUGGGAAGGAGAACAAGACCCCAGUGAGCCAGCCUCCCUCUCUGACUCCACCACCCAGUAAGAGGCGCUACACAGCAGGCCCCAAGGGGUACUGUGUGGAGGAGAUUGGCGAGGCCAACACUCCUGUCCUCAAAUGCACCAGCACCAUACUGAAGCAGCAACAAAACAAGGAGGUAACCUCAUCACACACUCACCAAACAUUUCUCUGUCCAUUUAAUGGUAAAUAUAACUUGGCCAACCAUUCAGAAUCUGUUGGUGUGUGUUUUGUGAUUUUGGCUUGUACAUGUUGAUCAACUGGUAAGAAAUAUUGAAAAGUGCUUAUUAAACUAAAUGUAUUAUUAUUAACCAUUUAUACUGUGACCACAAUGUUCUGACAUCCACUAACCCACCAUGACCCCCUACCCCAGGUUGCAGUUGUCCAGAACAAGGACCAUCAUCCAGCUCUCACUCUAACACCCGGAGCACAGACACAGUCCCAGAAUGACACUGAGUUCUGUGGUGAGGUAGAACACGCUAGUGUGUCCCUGCCACCAACCCUGCAUACUAAUGCUGUGUCCCAGAUCACACAGGAUGAGCCCCAGUCCUCUCCUCUAAAGCAGAUU